AUGACAAUAAAUAAAUUUAUGAAAAAAACUCAAAAAUUCAUAUCUAAAUACCAAUAAGAAUGCAAUAAAGAGCUUAGAACAAAUUUCAAAAAGUAUGAAUAGAAUAUCUUGCUUAAAGACAUAAAAUUUAUUUAAUAAAUUUAAAAUGUAUUUAAAUAUUUUUAACAUAUAAUAAUACAGUUGAAGGCCAUAUAUUCUUAAGGCAAUAAGCAUGAUAAAAGUUUUGAAAAUAUUUUAAAUAUUAAUUUAAAACAAAUAUUAUAUUAUUUUUUUUAUAAAAUAGAAAAUGAAGACAGACAUGAAGAUUUAAUAGAAAGAUUCUUUUUCCAUUCUAAAAAUUCUUAUUCCUAAUAAAAUUCCCUCAAAUUUAAGUAGAUGUGA
Messenger RNA from Tetrahymena thermophila SB210, 381 nucleotides. RefSeq lists its product as hypothetical. Lineage: Eukaryota; Ciliophora; Oligohymenophorea; Hymenostomatida; Tetrahymenidae. The record is from RefSeq and is a predicted model, not a curated record. The transcript has a single exon.